Messenger RNA from Gongylonema pulchrum, 285 nucleotides. The record is from the annotation of a GenBank genome assembly. Lineage: Eukaryota; Metazoa; Nematoda; Chromadorea; Rhabditida; Gongylonematidae.
AUGCGAAAAAAUCCGGAGAAGCGACUCGGCGCCGGGCAAAAUGACGCUAUGGAAGUUAAGCAGCAGCGAUUUUUCAAGCAUGUUAAUUGGGACUGGGAAAGAUUGUUGAAGAAAGAAAUCAGGCCAAAAUUUGUCCCGCAAAUUAAGAAUCCGGAGGAUGUGAGCAAUUUUGAUGAUGAAUUUACGAAAGAGACGCCACGAUUUUCAUCAGCGAAAGAUAAGCGAAAGAUUACCGAAUCUGACCAAAUGCUCUUCAAAGAUUUCGACUUCUCUUCGUUUGAUUAG